GGUCAACACAGUGACAGAGCUUAAUUAUCUUAACCAAUCCAACUGAAAACCGGUCACAUAACACCUACAAAUUUCCUGGGUAAAGUGUGCUACUAUUCAUUACUCUCAACGACUCUAUCUUCAUCUACAGAUGUUUCCAUCUCUUCAUCAACUUUUUCAUCAACUUUUUCAUCAACUUCCCCAUCAGCCUGCUGCAUUGGCGAAGGAGGGGCAAGCAAAACAUGUUGUAUUGUCUCGAACAGUGCCAUCAAAGGUUCUUCACUCUUUUCCUCACUUCUCGGAAACCGAACAUCAUAUUCCUCUAUUAUCGGGUAAAUAUGAGAUAGAGUACAUGGUCUGACAUUGAUGAUGUUCAAAAUUUCAGCUUUUGAUAUAUUAAAGCGCAGCUUUUACAUUUUCCCACAAAUUCGUCAAUAAUUUCUCUAGUCUAAUUACUUGUACACAACAAUCUGUUCUAGAUAAUCAAAAACCUUAAACUCAGAUACCAAAAUUGGGAGCAUGACACGUGCAACACCCUUUCCGGCUGCUCUUGAUCUUAGAAACUCAAGCACCUCAAGAUUGCUUUAAGUAUCUUCUUCUUCACCUGAAAGCAAAAAACAGUACUUUGACACUACUAAACUGUUUUUAUAUUUGUUCUUCAAAUCCCAUUAUCAGGAAGAAAAAUCUGAUGCCUAGGGGUUGAGCCGAUUAACGGAGAUACGGAAGGCAGGCGCUCAGCCAGAACUGCAACAAAGUGAGAAGUGAAAUUGAGAGAAGCACACUGCCUCGCAGAAGGGGCGCGCGGCUGCGGCGUGCGGGACUGCUGAAAUGCGACUUGAAGACUGCGAUCUUGCGUCCUUGCGAUUGGCAGAAGUGCCGAACAGGUUCGCUGGAUUGGGUUAAGGAGAGUUCUUCCGGUGGAGUUGUAUGUUGAAAGAAAAGUUCUAUUUUUGAAAGAUAAUCAAAAGUGAAAAAAUUCAUACUCCCUCCGUCCCUAAAAGGAUUGACAAGUUUGACUGGCACGUAGAAUAAUAAAGUAAAAACUGUGUGGUAGAAAUUUGUGCAGAGGAGAGAGAAAUAACAAGAGCCACAAAUUGAUUGAUUAAAAGGGAAAGUGACAAAGUUUUUGGGACAACCAAAAAAGGAAAGUUAGCAAAGUUAUAAGGGACGGAGGGAGUAUUAUUUUUGUUCUUUGGUUUAUUCCCCUUAUAUUUUAAAAGAUUUCACAAGCAAAAGUUUCAAGUAGAUCUUAUAUUAUAGAGUAUAAGACUCUAUAAUAUUGACUUCAUUUAGGUUAUGUUCGUUGUGCACUUUCAGCCCAUAAAGAGCUGGAAUUUCUGAUUCCAAACGUUAAGGGGUUAUCUUCAGCCGAUGAAAUAAUGCACCGACAUACCUAAAUUAUCCCGUAGCUCACAAUCCUUCUCUUUCACACAACAAAUGGCAAUUGGCGACAAGUACAGUACUCUUCUCUUUCUUUCUCAAAUCGUUGACCGUGGAGAAUUCGACUCUCCUAAUCAUAUUCAUCCGCAAAUUGUAGGCCUGUCACUCUUCCUCUCCUCAAGGUUUGAACGCUUCGAGCACAUGCCAACUUCCUGGGUUAGCAGCAACGGCAAAUGUGUUUUGCUUAAGAUUUGUUUGAAGACAUUUGACUUAUUUAUUUUAAUUUUCAACUUCUGGGGUUUGAUUUACUUUGUGGUAUUCUUUGUAAAAAUGGAGCACUUCUUUAUUCAUUCUCUAUUGAGGAUUGAGUACUACUUUUUGUUAAUGUAUAUUACUGGUAUUUGC
This is a messenger RNA of Cuscuta europaea, 1764 nucleotides long. The record is from the annotation of a GenBank genome assembly. Lineage: Eukaryota; Viridiplantae; Streptophyta; Magnoliopsida; Solanales; Convolvulaceae.